AUGGUUAAAACAUAUAAAAAAGACCAUAAGCGUAAAUUUAUAGCCUUGAUCAAGAAACGUAAAGCAUAUCGUCGACAAUUGCACAAAGAACUUUAUAAUACUGUACAAGAUAAGGAAAAUGAUGAUCAAGGUAAUCUUGAUCGUCAAAGUAUGCUGGUUACAGAAUGUUUAAAACAACGUAAUUAUUAUAAUCAUCUUGGUAAUAAUGAAAAUCAACAAAUUAAUCAAACAAAUUCUGUAACUAAUCUUAAUUCAUUUUUUCAAUAUAAAAAUCAAUUAACUAAUCAAACAGUUGCUGCAACUGAUCCUAAGGGUGAAGAAUAA
This is a messenger RNA of Rotaria sordida, 324 nucleotides long. NCBI's taxonomy places the organism in Eukaryota, Metazoa, Rotifera, Eurotatoria, Philodinida, Philodinidae. The record is from the annotation of a GenBank genome assembly.